Mytilus californianus (California mussel) is the source of this 1310-nucleotide messenger RNA. RefSeq lists its product as uncharacterized. The transcript is spliced from 7 exons. Lineage: Eukaryota; Metazoa; Mollusca; Bivalvia; Mytilida; Mytilidae. The record is from RefSeq and is a predicted model, not a curated record. The coding region runs from base 170 to 829 and encodes 219 amino acids.
AUCCCUGUUAAGUAUAUAUAUGCUACAUACGAUUUAACAAAGGGUAUCGUGAUGUAUUAAACAAUGAUAUUCUUGAUUGGAGAAUAAGAUUGCGGCCAAAUUUAGGUAUCGCAUAUUUUACUGUGAAUUUGUUAUUUAUCAGAAAGGACCAUAACUUGUUACGAAAGAUAUGGACAGAACCACCUUAAUCAGUUUCAUUUCGUGUCUUAUUCUCGUGUGUCCAAUGAACGUACAUGGAAGACAUCACCAUCCACCAGACAAGCCUGAACACCAUUGGGAUUGGGAUAGUAAUAAAUAUGACGAAUGUCCAACGUCUGACUACUGUAACUAUUUCUACAGUCAAUGCACCUCGGACAAAGGAUAUGAAGUACGUUGUAAACAGUGUUCGUUCUUCCAGACAUGUAUGAAGGAUGUUAACCGCAUGACCGAUCCUUGUGACGACGUUUACAUAUGUAAAGAUGUAGAAACCUUCAAACAGGGUAUUGGAAGUCUUGUCAUCCUGAUCGUUGUCAGUGUAAUGGCGGCAGCCAUGUUUGUUGUUACUAGCUGUGUCUGUUACAAAUACAGAAUGCUGCAAAAUAAACUGAAGAAAAGGAAUAUGUCAACCAAGCAUAAUGCCAUCAGUGCAAUAUAUCCAGUUGCAGGAAACGGUACUCACGUGUCCAACACGUCAGAUGAUUUUUAUAGAAUUUCCAGUCCACCUCCACCAUACAGAGAACACAGUGAUGCACAGCGGGACCAACAUUUCAACGCCAUCCCUAACACAGUGAGGACCAACAAAGAUGGCUACCAGUACAAGGCACCAAAGGUAGAUGUCACAAAGAAAUAAUUCAUAGACAGACGACAAAUAAUUAUAUAUUUUGCAAUGUUACAUUUGAUAUAUUAACUAAAUAACAUAUUUGAUUUCGGAGUCUGUAAAACGUAUGAUUCUUUUCUAAAGUAUCCAUUUUUGGUGUAGUUUCUCAGGAACUACAAAUGACCAUAGCUUAGGGAGCUACCAUUUGAUUUUUAUGGGGGGCUAGGAUGAAAUUUGAAAAAAAAUAGGCAGGACAGGAGUUUUGAGUAAAAAAAAAGGCAGGAUGAGACACCCCCCCCCCCAUAAAAAUCAAAUGAUAGCUCCCUUACUGAAGCCUUUUCACAUUCAUCGAUCAUCAACUCCCUGUUUAUCGAAUAUUUGUACUGGCAAAAGGGGUACAGUAGUUCGUUAUCGUGAGGAAAAGUUUAAAUUUACACGUGUUUUUAGUUGCUUUGCUUUGUUUUGUUUCUUUGCUUUUUUCAUGUAUUGUUUUUUUUUUAUGUUUUCAUUGAGA